CAUAUAUAUGAACAGCAAGAUUAUGUUCAGAAUGCAAACUGUAUUCCGCAUCAAAUUCUACUUCCAAAAUAGAAAGAAAAAGAAGCUCCACAGAAAUAAAGGAAAAAAAUGGGUAGUUUUGAAGAGGAGAAUCUGUAUCAGAUGGUUAAUGAUUUUCAUGAAUCAGAAUCAAUACCACCCCUCUUAUCUUCUGCCCCACAAAGCUUUACUCUCAGUGGUCAUCAUACUAAAUAUUAUGUCUUGCAGGAGAUACUUGAAAGUGGGAAUAGUGCAGAAACUGAUGUUCUUGAGAGUGUGAUGAAGCAUAUGAGAAAGAAAAUUGAUGGUGAAAGGAGCACUACUGCACUGAAGAAGUGGCUGGUCAAGAAGUUGAGAAUUGAUGGCCAUAAAGCAGCUCUAUGUCACACCACUUGGCCUACUACUUUGAAUUGUCUUGGUGGUGAUUAUGAAUACAUAGAAAUUAUAUCAGAAGAUAAAAAUGGGUGUGCAUUGAGGGUAAUAGUAGAUACAGAUUUCAAGUCACAGUUUGAAUUGGCAAGACCCACAUCAACUUUCAAAGAUCUCUCCAAUUUGAUGCCAUCAAUCUUCGUCGGGACGGAACAAAAGCUGAAGAAAAUUAUUAGCCUUCUUUGUGCAGAAGCCACGAAUUCAUUUCUUGAAAGAGGUCUCCAUGUACCUCCAUGGAGGACAAGCACUUACAUGCAGUCCAAAUGGUUUUCUGCCUGUCAAAAAGGGGUAUAAUUUCCCAGCAAAAAAAAAAAAAAAAA
Olea europaea var. sylvestris is the source of this 767-nucleotide messenger RNA. RefSeq lists its product as uncharacterized. Bases 109 to 741 code for a protein of 210 amino acids. NCBI's taxonomy places the organism in Eukaryota, Viridiplantae, Streptophyta, Magnoliopsida, Lamiales, Oleaceae. The record is from RefSeq and is a predicted model, not a curated record. The transcript has 3 exons.